UCUGGGACUUGCAGUUCGGCGGCGCGGGCGCGGCGGGGCCGGCGGCGCGGCGGGGACCACGAGUCCCGUCGUGCCCCGCGGAGCGGUGCGGAGGCGGCCGGGCCGGGCCGGGCCGGGCCGGGGAGGCAGCGGGCCGGGCAGGAUGUCGCGCCAGGCCGGCCGCGGCACCGAGAGCAAGAAAAUGAACUCUGAGCUCUUCACACUGACGUAUGGCGCGCUGGUCACCCAACUCUGCAAGGACUACGAGAACGACGAGGAUGUCAACAAGCAGCUGGACAAAAUGGGUUACAACAUAGGUGUUCGGCUAAUAGAAGACUUUCUGGCUCGGUCCAAUGUUGGAAGAUGCCAUGAUUUCCGUGAAACUGCAGAUGUUAUUGCAAAGAUAGCAUUUAAAAUGUACCUGGGCAUCACUCCGAGCAUCACCAACUGGAGUCCUGGAGGCGACGAGUUCUCCCUGAUCUUGGAAAAUAACCCCUUGGUGGACUUUGUUGAGCUCCCUGACAACCACUCAUCUCUCAUCUAUUCCAACCUGCUGUGCGGAGUGCUGCGAGGUGCCCUGGAAAUGGUUCAGAUGGCUGUAGAUGUAAAAUUUGUCCAGGACACACUGAAGGGCGACAGCGUCACAGAAAUAAGAAUGAAGUUCAUCAGGCGGAUUGAAGACAAUCUUCCAGCUGGUGAAGAAUGAAUCGCAACCCGGUCUCCCUUUGGGGCUGGAGGGGACCAGCUGGUUUUGGCCGUUAGCUUUCGUCACAGAUCUGUAGGGAUCUAGUGCCCCUGUGCAUUCAGACUGACUCACUGACUAUUUAAGAUGUUAUUAUAUUCUUCUACUAUUAACUUCCAUCUUCUGUAGAAGACGAUUGUCUGGUUGCUCUUUAUUUCACAGGUUCAUUCUGAAGCUUUUUUCAUAAGGUGAUGUCUUUUUCGUAUUCCCCUGGGGACUCUUUCUACGCUCACUUUCUAAUUGCGACCUUUGGUUGUGCGAGAACUACCGCUCAAAUUCUAGAAUCACUCCAGUCUGUUCAGAUCUGAAUCUGUGUUUUGUUCCCAGAACUGGAGACCAAGCUAUGAGAGCCCACUGAUUUACUGUUAAGUGCUGUCCUUAAAAAGAGGUGUUUAAAAUUCAUUCGGAGGUAGGCGCAUGGUACUUCUGUAGACCAAACUGGCUUCCUGCAUUUGAUUCUGAAUUUAUUAGUAAAAUGCAAGCUUGACACAAAGGGGUGGUUUGGGAGCGCCGUUUGAGGGCUGGCACCCAGUCGGGGCGGCUCCUUUGGCCGGACAGCGGCGGCAUCACGCAGCACCGGCAGAUUCAGGAGGUCCGUGUGGCCUGGGCCUCUCUGCAGUUCCUCAUCCCCAGCAGUCUCGUGGAAGGGCAGGACCAUUAAAUUGCAGCGGAGCAGCACUGAAUAUUUUAAACGGAGCAAAGGAAAGAGUGGCUAAAACGCCGUCGUUGUUCUACAGCGCGUACAGCCCAGGGGCCGCGUGGCGAGUCCACGGAAUGAAAAACAAAACUCAGACUAACGACUGGGAGGUAUUAAAUGCAUUUCAGCAAGUAGAGGCUGUUCUCCUGUUACGGUGUAUAAGCACUGUGCAGCAUGGAGGUGGUGCUGGGGUGUAUUCUCACAGAUGUUUAGGCUACAGCAGACUUUCCCAUGUUACUCGAAUUGGCAAGCGUCGGCGGGCGGUAGCACCUGCUGUUCUCUAAAAUAAAUACACAAAGUAGUGUUACAUCUCAAAAAGCAAGAUAUUGGAAAAUCAACUUCCUCCGCCAUCCCAUUCAGCCAGAAAAUGCAGGCAGACGUUCAGUUCUCAAAUCACUUUACAUAGCAUGAAGGCACAGAUCCACAGAGAUAAUUAGGAGCUUAAAGUCAAUAGCUCUUACCUCCACGGGAGCUGGUGGCUCAAAUACCUUUGUAGGUUUGUGCCUGAGUGUAAGGUGAGAGAAAGGAAGCUGCUGCUUGUGCUGCUGAGCACAUAGGUUCUCCAGGCGAACACUGAGUUACCUGGAUGCUGGUUGGUGCACCCUGUCCCUCUUUUUGCCCAAAUGAGGCCCUUUGGUGGGAGGGUUUGGACUCCCAGCAUGGUCUGUGUCCUGUGAAAGGGCAGUGAGGUGCUGUAAAAGCGGUCAGAGACCAACACGGAGGAACAGCAGUGGCUGGGGGGGUUUAGAAGCAGAGGUGCUGCAGGGUCACGCUGCAGAGAUGAAAAAGAUCUGGUUUUUUUCUCAUUGUUGACCAUUACAAGUCAUUCUAAGGCUGCAUUUUGAAAGGAAUUGCAUUAAAAGAAUCCCAGUGUCAACUC
Molecule: messenger RNA, 2298 nt
Organism: Phalacrocorax carbo (great cormorant)
Lineage: Eukaryota; Metazoa; Chordata; Aves; Suliformes; Phalacrocoracidae
Source: RefSeq, a predicted model, not a curated record